Molecule: messenger RNA, 1560 nt
Organism: Drosophila sulfurigaster albostrigata
Lineage: Eukaryota; Metazoa; Arthropoda; Insecta; Diptera; Drosophilidae
Product: putative mitogen-activated protein kinase kinase kinase 7-like
Exons: 7
Coding region: 100-1560 (486 amino acids)
Biological process (GO): JNK cascade; positive regulation of canonical NF-kappaB signal transduction; protein phosphorylation
Molecular function (GO): magnesium ion binding; ATP binding; MAP kinase kinase kinase activity
Source: RefSeq, a predicted model, not a curated record
UUAAAAUAGAGUGUCUUUAAAAAUUAACAAGAAAAUAAACCUGCAUUCAAGUUUCGGUAAACUGACUUUUCUGUAUAACACCUAACAUUCUCUUUAAACAUGACGCGUAACAUAGAUUGGGAUGAAUUGACUGUCGAUAAUCAGUGUAUUGGAUCAGGCUCUUUCGGCGCUGUAUUCAAGGCGACAUGGAACUCAAAAAAUGGUCAAAAAGCGGUCGUGAUUAAACAAUUUCAUCAUAACUCAAGUGACGACAAAAAUAAAAAAGAAGUGGACAUGCUAUCGCUCGUCAAUCAUGAUAAUAUUGUAAAGUUAAUAGGUACUACAAGAGAUGAGAAUGAAAGAGUGGCCAUUGUAAUGGAAUACGCAGAGUGGGGCUCGCUUCAUAGCUUUCUGCACAAUGAGGAAAAUAAGGACAUCAUUUUACCACAUUCACUGCGUAUUAGCUGGAUGCUGCAAUGUGCGAAGGCCAUUAAAUACCUUCAUGAACUCAGUCCGAUAAUUCUUCAUCGUGAUCUAAAACCAAGAAAUCUACUGCUUUUUAAUAAUUGUCUAACAUUGAAAAUAUGUGAUUUUGGCACAGUUAAGACGCUUGAAGCCAUUAUGACUUUUAAUGCUGGCACUUUUCGGUAUAUGGCACCAGAGGUCGCUAAAAGCAAGUCAUACACUGAGAAAUGUGACGUAUAUAGCUUUGGUAUUACAUUUUGGGAAGUAAUGUCAAGAAAGAUACCAUUCUACCACUUGACAGUAGGUAAUGAAGUGGCCAUUCUAGUUCAAGCCACAAAAGGAACUCGACCAAAUUUAGAUGACAUCAGGAAUAUUCCAAAAUCCAAUCAGAUAAUAAAACUUAUAAGUCGCUGUUGGAAUGGAGACGCAGAUAAACGACCGAAAAUGCAAGAAAUAAUAAGUAAUAUUAAUAAUUUGUACCGAAUUAAGGAUGUGGAAGAGCCUAACUUAAGUCUGAAAAUACAAGACAAAAAUGAAGUUAACAAAUUGAUUCAUGGAGAUAUGAAUGCAAUUCAGAAAGAUGAAUGGAAAAAUAUUACUAUAAGAGAGCUCAUUGGAUAUGGUUCGCUUGGAGAAGUAUAUAAGGCUCUCUGGAAAACUGAGAAGGGACCAAAGAUAAUUGCACUUAAAAGAUAUAGACCUUAUUGUUCGAUCGACUCAAAAAAAUUAACAAUUUAUAGUUCACAACUAAAGCAUGAUCAUAUUCUAAAAUUAUAUUGUCUAUCCAUUGAUGACAAUAGUAGACCUAUUGAACUUAUGGAGUAUGCCGAUUGCGGAACUCUCUAUAGUGCUGUGCAUGAUUGUACAGUCAAUAUUGUUAAUAAUGAAUAUGAGAAGUAUUCGUUAAUGUGGAUGUUGCAUUGCGUGAAGGGUCUCAAAUUUCUACAUGAACAAAACAUUAUUCAUCGGAAUAUAACUACAGGGAAUCUACUUCUUUUCAACAAUUAUCAAACCCUUAAGAUUUCACACUCUGAAACAAUGAAGACAGAGAGUAGAUUAAUGACAACAGUUGUUGGAAAUUUUAGAUAUAUGGCUGCAGAAGUUUGUAUUUCAUAA